AGGCAUCCAUCUGGUGUAUGUAUGUGUAUGUGUGUGUAUGUGUGUGAGUGUGUGAGAGUGUGAGUGGGUGCAUGUGUGUGUAUCUCCUCGGGAAGUGCCAUCCACGGAUUGUGUUGCAUUCAGUUCCUGUCAGAAAGUAAGCAAGCAGAGAGCCGAGAGGAGCAGCAGCAGUAGCAGCAGCAGCAGCAGAGGGCCCAUAGAGGAGUGGGCGCCUCCUCCACUAUCAGCCAUCAGAUCUGGAUGUGUGAAGGAGUCCAUGCCAUGCAGUAAAGUUGCCGCACCCUCAUACGCACGCAUCCUGCACGCACGCACGCAAGCAGAGCUAUAGCCAUGUCUUCCAGCUCAGCGAUGGUGCGGAUCCUGAUAAAGGGCGGCAAGGUGGUGAACGACGACUGCACCCAGGAGGCCGACGUCUACAUCGAGAACGGCAUCAUCCAGCAGGUGGGGAAGGAGCUGAUGAUCCCCGGCGGAGCCAAGGUGAUCGAUGCCUCGGGGAAACUGGUCCUCCCAGGCGGCAUCGACACCAGCGUCCACCUGGAGGAGAGCUUCAUGAACGCUACCACGGCGGAUGACUUCUACAGCGGCACCAAGGCUGCUCUCGCCGGAGGUACGACCAUGGUGAUCGGACACAUCCUGCCAGAGAAGAACGAGUCUUUGCUGGAAGCCUACGAGAGCUGCCGCAGCUCGGCCGACUCCAAAGCCUGCUGCGACUACGCUCUGCACGUGGGAGUUACUUGGUGGGGACCCAAGGUACGAGCUGAGAUGGAGAAGCUGGUGAGGGAGAAAGGGGUGAAUUCCUUCCAGAUGUUCAUGGCCUAUAAGGACAUGUUCAUGCUGAGGGACGGCGAGCUCUUCCAGGCCCUGCAGCACUGCAAGGACAUCGGGGCCAUAGCGAGAGUCCACGCUGAGAACGGGGAACUGGUGGCAGAGGGUGCAAAAGAAGCGCUGGACCUGGGCAUCAGUGGCCCAGAGGGGAUUGAAAUCAGCAGGCCUGAAGAGUUGGAAGCAGAAGCGACCCACAGGGCGAUUACCAUCGCCAACAGGGCCCACUGCCCGAUCUAUCUCGUUAACGUGUCCAGUAUGUCUGCAGGGGAUGAAGUUGCGACAGCUAAGAUGCAAGGUAAGGUGGUCCACGGGGAAACAACCACAGCCUACGCUGUGCUGAACGGCAUGCAGUACUAUCAUCAGGACUGGGCCUACGCUGCCGCCCACGUUACCGUGCCCCCCCUCCGCCUGGAUCCCAGUACUCCCAAUUACCUAAUGAGCCUGCUGGGAAAUGACACUCUGAACGUCGUGGCGUCCGACCACCGUCCGUUCACCAUCAAACAGAGAGCCAUGGGCAAGGACGACUUCACAAAGAUCCCCCACGGGCUUCCAGGAAUUCAGGAUCGCAUGAGCGUCAUCUGGGAGAAAGGAGUGAUCGGAGGGAAGAUGGAUGAGAAUCGCUUUGUGGCAGUCACAAGCUCAAACGCAGCCAAGAUCUACAACCUCUACCCCAGGAAAGGGAGGAUCAUCCCAGGAGCAGAUGCUGAUCUGGUGGUCUGGGACCCCGAGGGAUCCAAGACCAUUUCAGUGGAUAACCAGGUCCAGGGAGGAGAUGUGAACCUGUAUGAGGGUCUGCGUUGUCAUGGUGUGCCCCUGGUGACCAUCAGCCGUGGCCGUCUCGUCUAUGAAAACGGCAUAUUCACGUGUGCCGAGGGCUCUGGGAAGUUUUGCCCCUUGAGAACCUUCCCAGAUUACCUUUACAAGAAGAUGGUUCAGAGGGAAAAGAGCCAGGCUGUGAAAGCUGUUGAGCGGGAGCCCUACGCAGGUGACGUUGUUGCGGUGGCCAACUCAGGAAAGAGGGACUUCGGGGCUUCAGAUCUGGACACUCCGACGCGCCCCUGCACCCGACACGGGGGCGUGAGAGACCUCCAAGAAUCCAGCUUCAGCCUGUCCGGGGCCCAGAUCGAUGACAACAUCCCAAAGAGAUCCUCGGCCAGGAUCCUCGCUCCCCCUGGGGGGAGAUCCAGCGGGAUCUGGUAACCAAUCAGAUGAGCCGCGACACGAGGCAGAAGAAUGAUACCCGAGGGAAACGUAUGGCCAAGCAGGAUGACUUGUUUUUCUUUCUGGAAGCGUAGAAUGUGUGUUGGAGUAACGAAGUCAUGUUUUUGUUUUGAACUCAGUUACAUAGGACCGUAAAAAUGUUUAAACUGUACGACAUUGCCGUAAUAAUAUUGGAAUACAGAUUAAGGUAAAGAAUUUCAGUCAAACGUUAACCAAAUAUAAGCAGCGCAUAAAAACAAAACAAAAAAAACAACAAGUUGCAAUUACUGAUGGAUUACGUUAGGGGGAAAUAUCUUACUAAUAGUUUUAGGAAUAUGAAGGUGAGUCGUGGUUUUUAUGAUGCGAUUGUGUUACCUCACUGUAAAAUACGAUUUUGCACUUGUAUCAUGUACUAUUUAGAUGCCUUUUUACAUGAUUUCAUGUCACAAAUAUCACAAAUGUCUUUUUACUGCGAGCCAUGGUGAAAUGAAAUGUAAUAAAUUAUUACAAGUGUGUCGGCAUGACGUUAACAUGUCAGUUACGAAGAAAAAGAAAAAAGAAGAUGUAGUUGCAAUUGACCAGUGGAUGAAUAAUAUCAUAAUGGAAGCUAACCUUUUUUUUUAAAAUGUUUGUUUUUAUUUAUUUUUUUCUAUAUUUUGUUAUUUGUGGUUAGGGCGACGGUCUUUGUUUCUUAGCUCGUUAGCAUUUCAGGUCAUGUUUACAGCCUUAUAGCAGAAUAGACUUCUGUGUCCACCCCACCCCACCAAAUGUGAAUGAACCUAUGCCUGUGUGUACUCUGCAUGGUAGCAUAGUUAGAACUACUGUUGUGAGCACUGACGCUGCUUCUGUUACGCGGCAUUCCUCGUGAUCGUAUUCCAUUUUUUUCCACAGAGAGCAAAAAGUCUCACCCAAACUGCCUUUUUCUCACCCGAGAACACUGACACCCACGGAAACACAUCGGUGCAGGUCGUGUUGCUGUCGUUUCUUUUACAGCAAGCACGCUUUCUUUUUUACUGCUGAGUUUAUAAUGCUCCUCUGAUCGACACUCCCGAUGUAACACACCACUGUGAAGCAUAUAGAGAAAGGUAGAGGGAUCCUCUUUAGCGUUCACGAAGAUAGAUCUUCAGGGGAUCAGAUGCCUUUCAUACUGUGCAUCACCGGAAGCUCGGCAUCGUAACUGGAAGGCAUGCUUGUUCAGCAAACAUAACAAAGCACUGAUACUAUUACUACUACUGUAUUUGUUAUUGUUUGUCUUUAGUUGCAGAAUAUCUUUUGUGAAUAACUCUUGUUGUAGUUUUGUUAUAUUUUCUGUCAACACUGCAGUGUGAGCAGGGGUGCACACAAGGUUUUACUCACGCUCAAACCCGGUUAUGUUCAGGAGAUCAUCAUGUUACAGUUAAAGUCCUAAAUGUUUUUUUUUUUUUUUUUUUUUUUUUCUGGAUGGAUUUUCUGAUUUUUAGCAGCUCCAGUGAAUUUUCCUGUGUCCACCCCUCCUCCCUGCCCUCCCAAAUGUACACUGGUGCUGAACAAUGUGUCAUCACAUUGAAUUCCUUUUAUCUCUUAUUUUGUCUUGCAGCUCUUUAUCACAUGAUUUGAGUGCAAAUAAACCACAAUGAAAUCUC
Molecule: messenger RNA, 3647 nt
Organism: Acanthopagrus latus (yellowfin seabream)
Lineage: Eukaryota; Metazoa; Chordata; Actinopteri; Spariformes; Sparidae
Gene: dpysl5a
Product: dihydropyrimidinase like 5a
Exons: 14
Coding region: 331-2025 (564 amino acids)
Cellular component (GO): cytoplasm; cytosol
Molecular function (GO): hydrolase activity, acting on carbon-nitrogen (but not peptide) bonds, in cyclic amides
Source: RefSeq, a predicted model, not a curated record